AUGGAGAUCAAAUCUGAUGAGGGGCAAGAAAAGGAGCAAAUCCCUCUCCUCACACCUUACAAAAUGGGGAAGUUUGAGCUUUCUCACAGAAUUGUUCUGGCACCACUGACUAGGCAGAGAUCCUAUGGCAAUGUGCCUCAGCCACAUGCUGUAUUGUAUUACAGUCAAAGAGCAUCAAAAGGUGGUUUCAUUUUGAGUGAAGCCACUGGAGUUUCUGAUACUGCACAAGGGUACCCAAAUACUCCUGGCAUAUGGACCAAGGAACAAGUUGAGGCAUGGAAGCCCAUUGUGGACGCAGUUCAUGCUAAAGGUGCAGUUUUCUUUUGUCAGAUUUGGCAUGUUGGCAGGGUGUCCAGCACAGAGUUUCAGCCAAAUGGACAGAGUCCAAUAUCAUCCACAGAUAAAGAACUAACUGCACAAAUUCGAGCCAAUGGCAUUGAUGUUGCCCAGUAUUCCCCUCCAAGACGGCUAAGAACAGACGAGAUCCCGCAAAUCGUCAAUGACUUCAGACUCGCCGCAAGAAAUGCUAUAGAAGCUGGUUUUGAUGGGGUAGAGAUCCAUGGGGCCCACGGCUACCUAAUCGACCAGUUUUUCAAAGACCAAGUCAAUGACCGUACGGACCAAUACGGAGGAUCCCUCGAGAACAGGUGUCGAUUUGCCCUCGAAAUAGCUGAGGCCGUGUCAGACGAGAUCGGGCCCGAACAAGUCGGGAUUAGGCUUUCCCCCUUCACCAACUUCAUGGAGUGUGGCGACUCGAACCCCAAUGCUCUCGGGCUUUACAUAGCUGGCGCCCUAAAUAGUUACGGGCUCCUUUACUGCCACAUGGUCGAGCCCAGAAUGCGAACCGCCGUGGAAAAAGAAGACAGCCCACACAGCCUUGUUCCAAUGAGGAAGGCCUUUAAGGGAACUUUUAUUGCAGCCGGCGGUUUUGACCGGGAGGAUGGUAAUAAGGCCGUGGCCGAAGAUCGUGCGGAUCUUGUUGCUUAUGGCCGCCUUUUUCUGGCCAAUCCAGAUUUGCCUAAAAGGUUCGAGCUCAAUGCUCCGCUUAAUAAAUAUAAUCGGGAGACAUUUUACAUGGCGGACCCGGUUAUCGGGUAUACAGAUUACCCGUUCCUUGAAGAAAUUGUGUGA
Molecule: messenger RNA, 1131 nt
Organism: Striga hermonthica
Lineage: Eukaryota; Viridiplantae; Streptophyta; Magnoliopsida; Lamiales; Orobanchaceae
Source: the annotation of a GenBank genome assembly